This is a messenger RNA of Sorex araneus (European shrew), 3093 nucleotides long. RefSeq lists its product as uncharacterized. Gene Ontology annotation, molecular function: double-stranded RNA binding; protein binding; 2'-5'-oligoadenylate synthetase activity. Bases 1 to 3093 code for a protein of 1030 amino acids. The transcript is spliced from 13 exons. Gene Ontology annotation, biological process: negative regulation of viral genome replication; regulation of ribonuclease activity; defense response to virus. The record is from RefSeq and is a predicted model, not a curated record. NCBI's taxonomy places the organism in Eukaryota, Metazoa, Chordata, Mammalia, Eulipotyphla, Soricidae. Gene Ontology annotation, cellular component: cytosol; membrane; nucleoplasm.
AUGGAGCCCCGGCAGGAUCUGUACAACACUCUGCCAGAGGACCUCGGUGACUUUGUGGAGAAGAGCCUCGUGCCCGACGGGGAGUGGAAGAGGGAGGAGCAGGAUGCCUGGCACCGAUGUUCCACUUUCUUAAUGGAUCACUGCUUCCAGGAUCAGCUGGUGGCAGGCCAAGAGGUCCGGGUGCUGAAGGUGAUGAAGGGUGGCUCCUACGGAAAGGGGACAAUGCUGAACCACACCUCCGACGUGGACUUGAUCCUAUUCCUGAGCUGUUUCUCCAGUUUCCAAGACCAAGCAGACCUCUGUAAGGACAUCAUCGACUUCAUCGAGAAGAAAGUGGAACACUGCAGCCAGAGCUUGGGCUACAACCUCUCUGUGAUUCCCCACUGGGGCAGGAGCCCCCGCUCCCUGGCCAUCCAGGUCCAGGCCAAGAAGAACAGCGAUGUCAUCAAAGUGGACGUGCUCCCGGCUUUCGACGUUCUGGGAAAUGCCUCCCCAGACUCUAAGCUGCCACAGGAAAUCUAUGAAGACUUAAUAACCUGCGGAGGCUCCCCUGGAGAGUUCUCCUCCUGCUUCACGGUCUUGCAUCGACACUUCGUGAAAAGUCGCCCCGUAAAGGUCAAGAACCUCCUGCGGCUGGUGAAACACUGGUGGUACCUGCAGCAUCAGAAACACAAACAUGCAAAAGUGGCCUUGCCUCCCAAAUACGCCCUGGAGCUGCUGACCAUCUACGCCUGGGAAACAGGCACCAAUGAAAGUGAGAAUUUCGACCUGGCCGAAGGCUUUAGAGCAGUGAUGGAGCUUGUCCAAGAUUACAAUGAUAUCUGCAUCUACUGGACCAAGUACUAUAACUUCCAAAAUGAGGCUGUCAGAAUCUUUAUCAAAAAACAGCUGAAGGAAGAAAGGCCCGUGAUCUUGGACCCUGCAGAUCCCACCAACAAUCUGGCGAGAGGAAAGAGAUGGGAUGUGAUGGCCAAAGAGGCUGCCUACACCCUGCAACAGGCCUGCUGCAGCACCGUGGACCCGUGGCCAGUGCAAGCAGCAAGAGACGUUCAGGUGAAAGUGAAGGUACUAGGUGAGGGGGUUCAGACGCUCAUGGUGGACCCCUACAGACCCAUCUGGAAGAUGAAAAAGAGCAUCAAGGAGAUGUGGCCCCUCAGCGGGCAGCAGCGGCUCUCCUUCCAGGAGCCCGGAGAAGAGCGGCAACUACUCAGCAGCUCCAAGACGCUGGCAGAUUACGGGCUCUUUGCCAGGGUGACAGUCUCAGUUCUGGUGACAGAGCCUGGGGAGAUCCAGGUCUUUGUGAAGGACAGCAGCGGCCGCAGCAAGCCCUAUGCCGUCUACCCUUAUGACUCCAUCUCUGACCUGAAGGAGAAGAUUGAGGAGGCAGGGGGACCCCCGGCAGAGGACCAGAUACUCAAGUUCCCAGGCCACAAAGUGCGUUAUAGUAGCAAUCUCUCAGAACUGCAGGUCCAAGACGGUGACACCUUCCUGCUAUUCAGGACAGAUUACUAUGGCCACCAUCUUUCAGAAUCCAAUGAAAAGCCCAGAUACCAAGAGCAUCGGUCGGAGAUGGGGCUCCGGCAGGAUCUGUACAACACUCUGGCAGAGGACCUCGGUGACUUCGUGGAGGAGAGCCUCGUGCCCGACGAGGAGUGGGAGAGGGACGAGCAGGAUGCCUGGCACCGAUGUGCCACUUUCUUAAAGGAUCACUGCUUCCAGGGUCAGCUGGUGGCAGGCCAAGAGGUCCGGGUGCUGAAGGUGAUGAAGGGUGGCUCCUACGGAAAGGGGACAUCACUGAAACACACCUCCGACGUGGACUUGAUCCUAUUCCUGAGCUGUUUCUCCGGCUUCCAAGACCAAGCAGACCUCCGUAAGGAAAUCAUUGAUUUCAUCAAGAAGAAAGUGGAACACUGCAGCCAGAGUUUGGCCUACAGCAUCUCUGUGAUUCCCUACUGGGGCAGGAACCCCCGCUCCCUGGCCAUCCAGGUCCAGGCCAAGAAGAACAGCAAUGUCAUCAAAGUGGACGUGCUCCCGGCCUUUGACGUUCUGGGAAAUGCCUCCCCAGACUCUAAUCUGCCACAGGAAAUCUUUGAAAAAUUAAUAAACUUCGAAGGCUCCCCUGGGGAGUUCUCCUCCAGCUUCACGGUCUUGCAUCGACACUUUGUGAGAACUCGCCCCAUAAAGGUCAAGAACCUCCUGCGGCUGGUGAAACACUGGUGGUACCUGCAGCAUAAGAUAUACAAACGUGCAAAAGUGGCCUUGCCUCCCAAAUACGCCCUGGAGCUGCUGACCAUCUACGCCUGGGAAACAGGCACCGACGAAAGUGAGAAUUUCGACCUAGCUGAAGGCUUUAAAGCAGUGAUGAAGCUUGUUCGAGAUUACAAUAAUAUCUGCAUCUACUGGACCAAGUACUAUAACUUCCAAAAUGAGGCUGUCAGUAUAUUUAUCAAAGAAAAGCUGAAGGAAGAAAGGCCCGUGAUCUUGGACCCUGCAGAUCCCACCAACAACCUGGGGAGAGGAAAGAGCUGGGAUGUGAUGGCCAAAGAGGCUGCCUACACCCUGCAACAGGACUGCUGCAGCACCGUGGACCCGUGGCCAGUGCGAGCGGCAAGAGACGUUCAGGUGAAAGUGGAGGUGCCAGGUAAUUGGGUCUUGAUGCUCAUGGUGGACCCCUACAGACCCAUCUGGAAGAUGAAAAAGAGCAUCGAGGAGAUGUGGCACCCCAGCGGGCAGCAGCGGCUCUCCUUCCAGGAGCCCGGAGAAGAGCGGAAAGAACUCAGCAACUUCAAGACACUGGCGGAUUACGGGAUUUUUGCCAGGGUGACAGUCUCGGUUCUGGUGACAGAGCCUGGAGAGAUCCAGGUCUUUGUGAAGGACAGCAGCGGCCGCAGCAAGCCCUAUGCCGUCUACCCCGGUGACUCCAUCUCUUACCUGAAAGAGAAGAUUGAGGAGGCAGGGGGACCCCCGGCAAAGGACCAGAUACUCAAGUUCCCAGGCCACAAAGUGCAUUAUAGUAGCAAUCUCUCAGAACUGCAGGUCCAAGACGGUGACACCUUCCGGCUAUUCAGGAUAGGGACUAGUAAUCUAUCCUGA